AUGUAUGUGAAAUGGUUUGAUACAGUAAUGUUUUACUAUGUGAUUUUAGUGAAUUUAGUGAAUGUCACUUUUUGUCAUUUUCAAAUUUCCCCGCCAGUUCCGUCCCCGUACGUCCCGACGUCGCAGGGGAUGGAACCCAGAAGACAGAUGCCGGCAUCUGCCGGAGGACAUUGCCGGGGACACUGCAGGAGGGACAUCGCGGGAGCGCAGGACAAGGUAAGAGAAGAACAGAUCCUGGAGCAGUGCAGCAUGGUAAGCCCGAGUGUAGCUCGGGGUUACCACUUGUGCUACACUCGGGAAUACCGCCAGGGAGGUUAAG
This is a messenger RNA of Staurois parvus, 319 nucleotides long. The record is from the annotation of a GenBank genome assembly. Lineage: Eukaryota; Metazoa; Chordata; Amphibia; Anura; Ranidae.